GCUGGUAGGGUUCUCACUUUGUAUGUACGCCGUACGUGAAAGCAUAUUGACCAUUAUCAUGUAAGAACUUUUAGCUGCGACACGCUAGUGUGUGUCUUUCUUCUCUCCCGAGUGACGCGCGCAUCACAAGAAACAGCAUUGAUUCACCCGUGAAUAUUUGCCAGUCAGUCAACGAAGCAGGAAUUUAUCCUGGCUGAACUUGAUGAACGAUCUUAAUUGACUUCUAACCGACUGCGUUAACCGUCAAGAAGACUCUUUAUCAUUCAAACAAGGCAGAUGUACAGCGAACCUUUAGAUUGUAGAACCCGUCAAACCAUGUCUACCGGUCUUGGCUGCAAACCAGAUACAAGUCACCAGUUCAAGGACAUAGAACGCCUGGCACAAGACAUGAGACUGCUGGCCACGAUGCCUGAAGUAUACGAUGUGCAUUUCAUCGUUGGUAAAGAUAAAGAAUGUGUUGGUGGAGUUAAAGCUAUACUUGCUGCAAGAAGCCGAGUAUUCUUCAACAUGCUGUUUGGUGGUCAAAGUCUUCGUACGACAGAAUCAGGCACACCUAAAAAGAGCAACAAGAAAGAGCGCAACUUCGCCUUCCUGAAGCGGGAAAGUCAAGUAAAAACAGAGCAGAAGGCACCAGCACAGAAAUGCUUGACUAUCCCGAUUGAAGACUUUGAAGUGGACGAGUUCGCACACUUGAUGGAGUUUUUACACUGUGGACGGUGUGUUCUCGACUCGCGAUGCAUUGUGGGGAUACUAGCCGGUGCAGAUUUUUUUGCGGUUGAAGAUUUACAUACGGCAGUCGUUAAGUUUGUUGAUAAAUGUAUCACUGUUCGUAAUGUGUGUACUUUCUUUUGCGAUGCUGAGAAAUACAUUCAACUCAAGUCGAUCAAAGCACUUGUUCCCAAACUUCUCGAGUUUACAGCCACCCACGCCCAUGAGAUCCUGGGUUUGGCAUCAUUCCGCAAUCUUCCACAACACGUUGUUCGACUUAUUAUGUCGCGUAAGGAUCUGAACGCCACCGAGUGGGAGAAAUUCACAGCUGUGGUAUCCUGGGGUCAUGCGUACUCUAACAUCCAUAACGUUAGCUUACAGUCUGCCGUAGAACCGCUGAUCGAUUGUAUUACUUUUUACAAAAUACCUACAAUGCAAUUGAUGCAAGAAGUCCGAAAAAGAAAUGUGGUUCCUGAUCAUGUGAUAAUGAAAGCCUUGGCGUAUCAAGCAGAUCCAAUGAGCGUUAAGCUCAACAAAGCUAAGCCAAUCAACGACCGACCUGCCAACCAACCCAAAUCGCCACGAAAAACAGAAUCUAGUUCCCAGGCCUGCAUUGACAUUAAAAGCAUCUCCGAGAAUCAUCAAGAGGAAGUUGUAGAUGUUAAACUUGAUCACCUAACGAAAGGUUGAGCUGGGUGUGAUUGGGUGUGUCAACACGAUAAAUGGCCACUUUAUCCUAAAGGGACGGUGGAUAACUUGAUGUACAGAUCAAGUUGCAAGAUGAUCAACAUUCAAAAACUGUACAGAAUACAAGAUUAUUUUUGCAUUACUCAUACUCUUUAUUGUGUAAAUAACUUUCAACCUCGUGUAAGGAUGAACGAAUAGUAAUGACGAGGGUAGAUUCAAUUGUUUCAACAUCUUUAUUCCUUUUCCAAAGUCAGUUGAUCAAACCUGGUAGGAAGACCUUUUCUGAGCUCGAUAAAUGGGAUUCAUCGUGGUCUAACUUGGAUACAAGCAAGACCAUUCAAGUCAUGAUGAACAAAAGAUGUUUGUACCUAAGCUAGACCACAAUGCACCAUGUUUCCUAUCUCAGAAAAGAUUGGAUGACUACCGUACGGUACAUGUAGAUCUGAUUGAUGGACGAGGAAUGAUAAAUUAUGUAUUAUUAUUAUAUUAUAGUUUAGUUAUUGCUGAUUGGCCUAUUUCAAAACGUUGUCAUCGAGAAAAUAUGAGAUAGGUCAUCUCAAGAUCCAAGAAUAGCUGGAAUGACUUAUGUUUCUGUUUCUUAUUCUGGUCAAGAACAUGGACCUUAGUGUUGAGACUGAUUCAGUGUUUUUUGUAUUCAACGAAACCAUUUCCAUGUCGGAAUGACCUAUCACCUAUCACCUUUGGCAAUGACAAAGUUUUUUGAAAUAGGUUUGUGGGUGUGGCUCGUUGGUCGUGCAGGAUAACAUCAUGACAACAAUGUUGAUUGAGGAAUGAUAUUUGAUAUGGUGAAUUGGAUGAUUUGAAUAUAGCAAAAUGAAGAAUCCCCUAACAAUAGUUGUGUCAUUAAAAACCGAUGCUUCCUUAACAAGAAAA
This is a messenger RNA of Actinia tenebrosa (Australian red waratah sea anemone), 2289 nucleotides long. Its product is annotated as serine-enriched protein. The record is from RefSeq and is a predicted model, not a curated record. Gene Ontology annotation, molecular function: protein binding. NCBI's taxonomy places the organism in Eukaryota, Metazoa, Cnidaria, Anthozoa, Actiniaria, Actiniidae.